Molecule: messenger RNA, 633 nt
Organism: Paramecium pentaurelia
Lineage: Eukaryota; Ciliophora; Oligohymenophorea; Peniculida; Parameciidae
Source: the annotation of a GenBank genome assembly
AUGAAUUUUUAAAUCCUUGGACUUUUAUCAUAAUUGCCAUCUAAGAAAUAUGUGAGAAAAUUAUUUGAAUAUGCUUAUUUAUUUAGAAACAAACUUAACUCAUUUUAAGAAUUUAUGGAAACACCUGUAAGUGCUUCAUUGCCUUAAGAUUUAUAAAUGACUGAGAAAUAAGCUCAUACACUCAUUAUAGGAUUAGUUAAACUAUUAGAAAGUGCAGAAUUAUUAUAAUGGAAUGAAUAAGCCAUUUUAUAACUAUUUCCAUCUACUUUUGAUUAGCAAUUAGCUAAAUUAUUAACAGAUUCUAUACUUUAAAUCUCUGAAUGUAAGAUAUAUCUAAACUCUUAUUAUAGUGUGUGAUAAAAUUACAAAUAGAGAGAUAUGUUAAGCAGAUUCGCUAAUUGAUAUUGAUUGGAGAGUAGAUAUACAAAUUUAGACACAUAAUUAAUAGAAGGUAUGUUCUUUAUAAAUAAUUAAUAGGUUAAUAUGCCUGUCUUAUUCUUAUAAUUGGAAACUCUAAAUACUUAAAAAAAUACAAAGGAGAAUGUGACAUUUCAGCUUAACUAAAAUGAAGUUAAUAAUUUUCACAACAAUUUGUGUAAAAUAAAAGAAUAAUUAUAAACUUUAGCUUAGUGA